This is a messenger RNA of Scophthalmus maximus (turbot), 5318 nucleotides long. It is a transcript of the gene marchf8, whose product is annotated as membrane-associated ring finger (C3HC4) 8. NCBI's taxonomy places the organism in Eukaryota, Metazoa, Chordata, Actinopteri, Pleuronectiformes, Scophthalmidae. The record is from RefSeq and is a predicted model, not a curated record. Gene Ontology annotation, cellular component: lysosome; cytoplasm; early endosome membrane. The coding region runs from base 367 to 2157 and encodes 596 amino acids. The transcript has 9 exons. Gene Ontology annotation, molecular function: zinc ion binding; MHC protein binding; ubiquitin protein ligase activity. Gene Ontology annotation, biological process: immune response; antigen processing and presentation of peptide antigen via MHC class II; protein polyubiquitination.
CGUUUUUCUUCGGUGCAACGUCCUUUGAUGUUGCUUUGAUCACAUCAUAUGCUUUAUACAUCCUAUACCGCUCUACCUCCGCCUUCGUGUUUCCUGUCCUGGUCUUCCUUCAUGACCGGCUGACACUGUGCCCUGCUGACAGUGAGCGAUUUGGCCGGUAGCAACAAGCAAUCUGCCGUUAUGAGACAUUUCAUCUCUUCCCGAGUCUGAGCUGUCGGCAGACUCUGAAGUCCUCGUCAGUCGUCCCGACAGGACCGGCUACAGGGCGGUGUGGGACGAGGUGUGGCAAUUCGGACCGUCAUGCCCUUUGCUCCGGCAGCGGGACAGGAAGUGUGUGUGUGACCUUCCCUGGUCGGCUCUGCUGGGAUGACCAUGCCACUGCACCAGAUCUCUGUCAUUCCCCGUGAUGUCACCUCAUCACGGGUGUCGGGCUGUGGGAAAGCCAAGGACAAGGACAAGCAGAAUGAAAAGCCUCUGGGUCAUUCUGCAAGCAGGUCCAGCAACAUAUCGAAGGCGGGGAGCCCGACUUCUGUCAACGCCCCAUGCAGCUUCUCGAGGACGUCAGUUUCUCCCUCCAGCCAGGACAUCUGCAGUCCGGAUCAGGACUGUCAGAAGCAGACCGCAGUGGUUCUGUUGAGUUCUACUGGUAAAACCUGUCACGGUUCAGGGGUUACUUCAGUGACCACCCUCUGUGCAGACGCUCUACCAGCCUCCAAACACACGAAACAACGAGACUGGCUCUCUCUGCUGCGGCCCUCCUCAGUCAACCUCCGACCCAACAGCUCGCUCAGGUUCUCCGUGUCGCUGAACGACGUGGGCCAGCGCGUGGACAGCCUCUGUCGCGGCCUGCACUUCAUAGAUCGCACCUGCUCCGAGGGAGAGCUGGAGAUGAAGCCUGCUCAGCCGCCCAGCUCGGAUCGAAAGGCGCACACACUCGACGGAAAGCUGUCUGCAGCACCCGCACCCCCGCAACCAAAUCCGACCCUCUCAACAGGCCCCCGCCCCCACCUCGUCCCCUCCUUCACCAACAACUACAAAUACACGCUGGGCAUCCCUCCGGCUGAUUGUUUUUCAUCUGACUCCACCGUCGCCGCACCUCCUCUUUUCAACGCCCACCUCCACCCUCAUCACUGCCCGAGCGCCCACUUCCUCCGUCGCAUCCUCCCCUUUUCUCGCUCCUCCACCUCAGCCAGCCUGCAGUGCUCUGAGCUGGGCAGCUAUGCCUCUCAACUCCACAUCACCAAGUCCUCUAGCGCCCUGCUGGAAGUAAGCGAGUCAGGGUUUCCCCCCGAGGAUGUACUGGGAGAUGACGGCGUGUUUGAGGAGGCCUGGUCCCGUCCUGCUCCGAAGGGAACGGGUCAGCUGGCAACCCCAGAUCCAGUCACGAAGGCUGUCCCAGGCGCUCUUCACGCCCCCCUGUGCUAUAUGGAUGAGGACAGUGACUUGGACUGCUGCCCGUCCCCUUUGUCAGAGAAAUCUGGGCCACUGUCACCCUAUUCGCUAUCUGAGGACUGCUGCAGGAUUUGUCACUGUGAAGGCGAUGAGGAGAGUCCCUUGAUCACGCCGUGCCACUGCACGGGCAGCCUGCGCUUCGUCCACCAGUCCUGUCUACAGCAGUGGAUCAAGAGCUCCGACACUCGCUGCUGUGAGCUCUGCAAAUACGAGUUCAUCAUGGAGACCAAGCUCAAGCCGCUGCGCAAGUGGGAGAAACUACAGAUGACGGCGAGCGAACGAAGGAAGAUCAUUUGCUCGGUCACCUUCCACGUCAUCGCCAUCACCUGCGUGGUCUGGUCGCUCUACGUUCUCAUCGACAGGACAGCAGAGGAAAUCAAGCAAGCCGGAAGAAUCCCAGGGAUCCUGGAAUGGCCUUUCUGGACCAAGUUGGUGGUGGUGGCCAUCGGCUUUACGGGGGGACUGGUGUUCAUGUACGUCCAGUGCAAAGUCUACAUACAUCUAUGGAAGAGACUCAAGGCGUACAACCGGGUCAUAUACGUGCAGAACCGGCCGGACACGUGUAAAAAGCUGGCGCUGGAGAAGCCGCCUCUCAUGGAGCCGGGUCUGGAGAGCAAGGAGGCCCUGGCCCCCACCCAGUCGGACACAAACUCCUCCCAGUACACAGAGACAGAGGACUACAGUAUGGAGGUGCUCCAUGUCUGACCGCUCAGUCCAUGCCAUUGGUUGUCCUACUCCUAAUACAAACACACAAGGGCCCACAGUGACCGAGGAACGACCGGACACUCUGAGACCAGACUGAGCCACUGUCCUCGUCUGGACAUGUGACGUUCCCACAGUUCCAUCCACAGAGACGGACAGACGGACUGACCAUGACUAUAUUCUUCUGUCCAUAACCGUCCUAUUGGAUUUAUUCCUUGUUCCUCCAUCAUCCUGCACCCUCACUCCACACUCGCGCCCCUUUCCUUUGCCAGGACUGGACUGUUUCUACUGACCUCUGUAAAUGUCUGGAGAGGCCUGGAGCAUACCAAUCUCUACACACGCACACAUACAGGCAGUCUUGUUUGUACCUCUGGAAGAGCAGGACUGAGAUAAAUGGACUCAUAAACUGCUCCAGAGGUUUACACAUCUCUGACGCGUGGUCUGUUUGCUUGUGGAUUUGUUCGAUUUGUUCGUUUUUACCUCCCAUGAGUCUCGGGCUCUCUGUGGAUCAGUUUGUAGCGCCGCACAUCGGAUCUCUGGAACAUUCCAGCCACUGCCGUCUCUGUUUUGCCGUGGUCUGUCAAGUCUGCGCUGGUCUGGAUCCGACCAGUCUCUUGAUCUGGACAUGCAUCGAAGCACUUUUUUUUGUUCCUUUCCUCCAGCUCCUCUUUCUUUUCAAAGUCUUAAACAUUGUACGUGGGAGAGAGCACACUCAAACAUCAUUGGAAAUGUUGGUUUCCUCUUUUAUUUCACAUGAUUUCUUUGUACGCACCUACUCAUAUAUAUAUAUAUAUAUAUAUAUAAACCCUCCCAUGGAUGACAAAAAAGGAAUUGGGUUUGAAAAAUGGAACCAAGCUCAAAGAAACACGUGAGUGUUUUAGUCAAAACAAAAAAAUGGGUUGGACUGUGCAGAUAAUGGUAAAUCCAGCCAGAUUAAUUCUAUACCCCAACAUAAACUUUCUGAAGGCUUUGAGAAUGUAACCUUUUUAAAUAAUCAUUUAAAAAAAUGUAUAAAAUAUAGAAAAAAAACAACAAUUUUUUACUGGUCACAGGAAAUUGCAAGAUAAUUUCCAUGUCCAUAACAAGAGCCUUUGGGCAUAACCAACGUCGCUUUUUUUUAUUAUCAUGUGAAUUACACAGUAUUUACAGUGUGAUAUUCCAUGUGCAGUUUUUAAUACGUUUGCUUAGUCAUGGGAUUUGCCUUGAGAAAUCAUCUGCUGGCGGUUUUCAGUUGGUCUCCUGUCGCUCCUGUCUAUUGACCCACAAUAGACGGUUUGAUGAAACCAUCACUAUGACACUAGGUUCUGCUCUGCAGGUCCAGACUGACGCACUUCUGAUCAAUCUCUGUGGUUAUUUGAACACACUUCAGAGUGGAAGGUGCCGGAUCUGAUGUUUCAACGUGACAUUCAGGAUCAUUACUGAGCAGAGGAGCAGCAAUCACAUUUUUCGUUGAAAGUGUCUUGUUUCUUCCUGUUCGAGUGUCUCACUUUGAGGCGGAUGUCGCUUUUCUUUUUGUUGCUCUGUGUAGAAGCGCAUCUGUAAAUACUGUCGCUGCACUUGUCCAGCAUUUAAAUAUCAGUGCAGCACUUUCAUCGAAAAAACGGAUCAUUCGUUUUUCAAUGAAGAAAUGCAAAAGCGUCCAGAUGUUUUCUACCUGUGGCGGACGCUCAAUAGGUGAAUCGCUCAUUGAUGCGCUGAGUGCAGUGCCACCUGCUGGCGUGCCACUGAAGGUGCGGGCAGCCGCUGAUUUCUGAGGACAACAUGUUUGGGGCUUAGUUUAUUGUAAGUGCUGCAGCGAUGCCGGGCUCAUGUUGAGCCUCAUAGCCAUUCCAGCAACACACACAUUUCUAAAAAAAACAAAACAACAACAACUGUCUUUGAUACCCUUAUAUACUGUCUGUGAACAACGAUCGUCCAGCUGCAUACCUUGACAAUUACUGCUCAGCAGCAGCAAUAAAUGAAAUCAGCGCUUUGUUUAGUUUUUUUUGCAACUGUGACAACUGUUCUUGUGUAUACGCCCCAUGGUGACUUGAGAUCUGGAGUCUAAUAUAAUUCUAAUAUAUAAUUUGAGCCGAGGGAGUUGUUGUGUGUGUCAAGUUGGAUUAAGACCUGGUAAUGAGAUGCUUCUCUGAAACUUCAAAACCCACGAGGCUCAGUGCAAUUAGACAGAUAAAAAAAAAAGUGCAAUUACCCCUUUCUUGUUAUUCUAUUCUAUAGUUAUGUACUGGUGUUUAAUGUCCAGGAUGUCCUCUGGGUAUAAUGAUUAUUUCUUCAUUUUGUGUUGUAUUUAUUUUCAAAAGAAUACGGUGUACAAUUUGUUCAUUUAAACCCCCCUCCAUUAGUAAUUUUAUGCAACUUACACUUAGGUUUUUUCUUUCUUUCCCAGGCAUAAACACUAGAAAGCCACUCUUUGUUUUGCACCUACGGUUGUCAUUUUGAUAUAAGUGUUGUUAAAAGGUAAACGUGUGUAUCUGCCCUUCCUUUUGCUUUUUGAAUUUUGCUUUGAAUCGGCAGAAUAGAGACAUUCAACUCCUGCAUCAUAUUUGAAGAUAAAAACAACACUGGAUAUUCAGACAUACAGUUUCCCUGAGAUGGUUAAAGAUGGACUGCAUAAUAUGUUUUGAUUUAUGUUUUUUUCUACUCAUAGGAGCUGGCUCCUUUCAUGUUUUGAUGUAGUCCUGGUGAAGAUUGAGGCCAUUUCAGGGGACUUUAACAAGCAGACAUGUUUCCCUGAGAGCGGCUUUUUUCUUUCUCACUUUCUAAGUAUCACCAUGAGCUGAUUAUUUUAACUUUCACUUUACAAUCCUACUGAGCAGGAAUUGACUGAGGAGGAGACGUACUUUCGCAGCCUUUGAGUCGAGAUUCUUCUGUCUGUCUUCAACCUACCUACAAACUUUAGUUAUGUCUGGGAAUAGUGUAACUUGCAUAAAGCUACAUUUGUUUACUACUGACUGGACUUGAACAUAUAUGACUGUUCCCCGUCUUAUAAUAUCAUUCCACAGUUUGUCUGUGAAUUUACUUUGGAAUAGUAACUGUAAAGAAUUUGGUAACGGUACCUAUGUUUUUAAAAUAAAUAUUGAUGUGUUUUCAGUUGAAUUUCCCAUGUUUGAACAAAGUAUGUAGAUUUAAAAAGAACAACCAAAUAAAAAUUAAGUUACUUUUAA